AUGGAGGAGGAGCAGACGUACCUGGAGCUCUACCUGGACCAGUGCGUCGCCCAGGAUGACCUCGCUCCGCCCAGGUCACCGCUGCUCAGUCCAGUUGUACCUGAUGAUGUGUACAUGCCUAAUUCAUCCCAUCCAGAGACUGUGUUUAAUUCACAUCUUGAAGAAGUCAAAGAAACAUCUGGCCAUUUCUCAUCUGUGGAUCUUAGCUUCCUGCCAGAUGAACUUACCCAAGAAAAUAAAGACCAGAGUAUCAUUAGAAGCAAGCAUGAAAUUGAAGAAAAUUAUAAAACUCAAAGUCAGCAAAGUAGGUUGUCAUUACCCAGAGAGCAGGACAUUGGUCUGGGCUUAAUAAGCAACAGCAGUUUGUCGAAUUCGCAUUCACAUCUGUACCCUGGUGAUGCUGACUCAGUCCAGUCCUCUCUUGAGAAACCAAACUCCAUGCCUCUGGUGUCCAUAACUCCCAUGACACCACUGACCCCUGUUUCAGAAAGUUCUGGAAUUGUGCCUCAACUACAGAAUAUAGUUUCCACUGUAAACCUGGCCUGUAAAUUGGAUCUGAAGAAAAUAGCUUUGCAUGCAAAAAAUGCAGAAUAUAACCCAAAGAGGUUUGCUGCUGUCAUAAUGAGGAUCCGAGAGCCCAGAACAACAGCCCUCAUAUUUAGCUCUGGGAAAAUGGUCUGCACGGGAGCCAAAAGUGAAGAGCAGUCUCGACUUGCAGCGAGGAAGUAUGCUCGUGUGGUACAGAAGCUGGGGUUCCCAGCCAGAUUCCUCGAUUUUAAAAUUCAGAACAUGGUUGGAAGCUGUGAUGUGAGAUUUGCCAUCAGGCUGGAAGGUUUGGUGCUAACCCAUCAGCAGUUCAGUAGUUAUGAACCUGAACUGUUUCCUGGCCUUAUUUACAGAAUGGUAAAACCACGAAUUGUGUUGCUUAUCUUCGUAUCUGGAAAAGUUGUGUUGACAGGUGCCAAAGAACGUUCUGAGAUCUAUGAAGCAUUUGAAAACAUCUAUCCUAUUCUAAAGGGUUUUAAAAAAGCUUGAGUAUGUCACUCAGCAUCUCACAUUAUAUUGGUUUGAGUGUGUGCAUAAGCCCAGUGCACAAACCACUAGACUAGAUUUUCUAUGCAGAUUUUGACUUUAUUUGUUAAAAGAUGAUUCCAUAUGAGUAUCCAUGCCUAAGAACUGAAGAAACUUCUU
Messenger RNA from Leptonychotes weddellii (Weddell seal), 1191 nucleotides. RefSeq names its product TATA-box binding protein like 2 (gene TBPL2). Gene Ontology annotation, biological process: DNA-templated transcription initiation. The record is from RefSeq and is a predicted model, not a curated record. Gene Ontology annotation, molecular function: DNA binding. Lineage: Eukaryota; Metazoa; Chordata; Mammalia; Carnivora; Phocidae.